Molecule: messenger RNA, 2137 nt
Organism: Poeciliopsis prolifica (blackstripe livebearer)
Lineage: Eukaryota; Metazoa; Chordata; Actinopteri; Cyprinodontiformes; Poeciliidae
Exons: 6
Coding region: 144-791 (215 amino acids)
Biological process (GO): cell surface receptor signaling pathway
Molecular function (GO): transmembrane signaling receptor activity
Source: RefSeq, a predicted model, not a curated record
UGAGUCCCAGCAGAUCCCAGUUCUUUAAGGAUGAAUCAGUGACUCUGAUCUGUGAGGAUGGAUGGACAGUGAGGAGAAACACCAGCAGAGGAACCAGGAAGCCAUGUGAAGGAUGGGGGAAAUUAAACGGUUCUACCUGUAACAUGAGCUUCAUGCAUCCAUCAGAUACUGGUCUGUACUGGUGUGAGUCUGGAUCCUCCAGCAGCAGCAGCAGCAGCAGCAGCAGCAGCAGCAGCUGCAGCAGCAGCAGCAGCUGCAGCAUCCAGCUCUCUGUCUCUGGAUCAGUGAUCCUGCAGAGUCCUGUCCUCCCUGUGAUGGAGGGAGAUGACGUCACUCUGAGCUGCAGAGCAAGGAAUCCAACCCACAACCUCCCAGCUGCUUUCUAUAAAGAUGGCUCCUUCAUUGGUGAUGGAUCAGCAGGCAGCAUGACCCUCCUCCAUGUUUCCAGCUCUGAUGAAGGCCUCUAUAAAUGUAGCAUCAGCGGUUCUGGAGAGUCUCCAUCCAGCAGGUCUCUGUCAAAGGUCAGAGAGAAACCAUCAACCACAUCGUCUCCAUCAACUCCUCCUCCAUCAUCAUCAUCUUCCUCUUCAUCUUCCUCCCAUUUUCUCCUCUAUGGUCCUUUGUCUCUAUCAGCUGCUGUUCUGGUUCUACUGGUUCUACUGGUUCUACUGGUCAAACGUCACAUUAACAGGAAAUCUAAAGAUAAUGAUGCAGAUGGAGAUGAAAUCAUAAUUUACAGUGAUGUUCAAAUAUUACAGGAAACAACAGAAACAACCAAAUGGAGAAAUUGAUCCGUCUGCAGUGGUUUCCACGGUGGCGACAGAUGAAGUCAGUUAUGGACAGAUCAUCAUCAGAGAAACCAAAAGAGAUCACAAACCAGAACCAAAAGUAGUUUAUUCCACCCUGAGGUAAUCCUCCAGGUCCAGCAGGAACCGCCAGCGGUCUAGUUAAAGCACAGAACCAUCCAUCAACUCCUGGUGAAUAUUGAACCAAAUGAAUGUAUUUAAUGUUUCAGACUCAUGUUUCAGUAAUUCACUGUUUUUAUUGGAAACAUCUGAAAACCUCAGCAGAUCCAUUGUUUAACCAGUUUAACCAGUAUAACAUGUUUAACUGGUUUAAGCUGCGGUUCUGCAGCUUGUUGCUAACAUGAUGUUUCUGUUUCUCUGUCUGUGGUUCACCAGUGGAAACUUUUAUUCACAGCAGCAGGUGAGAAAAACUGAACUGAAACCGCAGAACAAACCUGUUAAAACUAAAAAAAUAAAAAUCCCUCAAGGUGUCAAAGCAAAGCAGAUUCUUCAGAUUGUUUAUUGAUUUCAUCUAAAGAAAUCUGCAAUAAACUAGUUCAUGUUAAAUUCAGAGUCUCUGAACAUCAAUAUUAGAUAAAUAGUCCAGUUUAUUCUGGUUUUGUUGGUUCUUUACUUUUAUUCUGUUUGUCUUAAUUUGUUAAAUUAAAAAUAAACCACAAGAACAACUUUUUAGAAAUGUAUUUCAGUUGGAAAAUGUUUGAAAUGUCCCUUCAAAAUAAGUCAAUUAUAAAUCAAUAAUCACAAAAUGCAGCUGCUGAAAAUGACCUACAUUUAUUUUGAACUAUUUUCUGUUUUAUUAUUGCAUAAUAAGUGGAAGAAAAAUUAUGGUUUUAAAAUGUUUUUAUAAAUAAUCUGAAAAGUGCGGCAUGUAUUUGUAUUCAGCUUUUUGAAAUCCCUGAAUAAAAUCUAUCAAACAGCAUGAAGUCAUUUUAUUGGUAAAAACAUUUUAUAGAUAUGAUUUUAAUCCAGAUGUUCAGUUUCUGGUUUCCUCAGUUUGUUAGAGAAAAACCAGAAACAUUUUCAGAUAAUCAUAAGUUUAUGAUUUUCUUUCAAGUUUUAUGGAUUAUCUAAGAAUGUUUUCUGAUUUCUAAACUAAAUUUAAAUACAUUUGAUUUUGACUUACAAUGAAAAUCAUACAAACAGAUUAUAUUAGAUGAUAACAGGAGUCAACAUGUUACAGAGUUCAGAUUUAGAGGGUCACCUGACCUGAUGGUGGGAGGAGCUAAAGGUCAAAGGUCAAAUCUCAUCUGAUUCACAUGCAGCUCAGUUUUUACAUAAAUAUUAUUCUUUCUCUUCUGUGAUCUUUGUUGAAUCUGAACUUAUAGAGCAAA